Molecule: messenger RNA, 3391 nt
Organism: Labrus bergylta (ballan wrasse)
Lineage: Eukaryota; Metazoa; Chordata; Actinopteri; Labriformes; Labridae
Product: glucagon-like peptide 2 receptor
Biological process (GO): cell surface receptor signaling pathway; adenylate cyclase-modulating G protein-coupled receptor signaling pathway
Cellular component (GO): plasma membrane
Molecular function (GO): peptide hormone binding; glucagon receptor activity
Source: RefSeq, a predicted model, not a curated record
GGGGAGGGCGAGUGGGUGAGGCGAUGUGGGGGUGUGGAUCUGCAGACGCUCUCUCACUGAUCCAGCUCCUGCACAGCCUGAGAGGAGGAUUAGAUCUACGAGGACUUCUUCAACAAGGAUUAACGUCCAGAAAAAUCAUCAGGAAGUCAGAUCAGACAUUUGGAAAAACUAUGAAGGAGCUUUGAUUACUUUUAAACUGAAGACAGACAUUUAGACAAAGCAUCACAAACUGAGGAGGAAAACUUUCUGCUCUUGCAAAUCUUUCUUCAGACUCGUCAGACAAUCUCAACUUUUCUGCAGCUUCAUCGAAUCCGCCCUGACAGUUCUGAGGAGGCGAGCUGGGUGAACAGGGACAAACGGACGAUGAGAGAGACGCCGUGGAGGAGCUCAGUUCAGGUGUGAGCUUGCAGACGGGCUGAAGAUCCAGAAAACAGCUGAUCUCGAUGUAAACACCAUGCAGACCCUGCUGCUGACCUGGCACCAGAGACCCUGGCCCAGCACAGGACAAAUGUUCCUGCUCUGCUUCGUCAUCUUCAACCAGCAGGUCAGCGGCUCCGUGCUCGAGAGUCUGAUCGCUAAACGGACCGAAUAUUUGGAGAGGUGCAACAGAUCGCUGUCGGCAGGUUCUUCUUCAUCACAAACUGGAGUCUUCUGUAGAGGAACGUUCGACAUGUUUGUGUGUUGGCCUCACUCUCCUCCUGGGAACGUGUCCGUGCCCUGUCCGUCUUAUUUACCCUGGAUCAGUGACGGCGUGUCGAGGAGCGCUCACAGGGAGUGUCUGGGGGACGGGAAGUGGAGACAGAAGGAGAACUCGUCUGAGGCCUGGAGGAACGAUGAGGAGUGUCAGGAGGAGCGAUACUUCAAAGACAAGGAGGAGGAGAUGCAUCGACAGACGCCGCUCAGACUCAUCUCUGUGAUUGGUUACUCUCUCUCUCUGUCCUCCCUCAUACUGGCCGUCCUCCUGAUGGGGCUGCUGAGGAAGCUGCACUGCACCAGGAACUACAUCCACAUGAACCUGUUUGUGUCGUUCAUCCUGAGAUCCGCCUCUGUCAUCUCCAAAGAAAUCAUCUUAUGUGUCAUGUACUCCAACCUACCAAGAGACGACCCGGGGUGGAACUCGUACUCCACGUCUGCUAUAUCGUGGAUGUGUAAGUUCUCCAAAGUGUGCAUGGAAUACUUUGUGGCCUGUAACUACUUCUGGCUGCUGGUAGAGGCCGUCUUCCUCCACACACUGCUCUUCACCGCCGUGCUUACGAAGAGGCGUCUGCUGAAGAAAUACAUGCUGCUGGGCUGGGGCACACCCGUCCUCUUUGUGACCCCGUGGACUGUGGUUAAGAUUCUAUAUGAAAACACAGAAUGCUGGCCGAUAAUGAACAUGUGGUUCUGGUGGAUCAUCAGAGGUCCCAUCACGCUAGCCGUGCUGGUGAUUUUCUUCAUAUUCAUCAAGAUUCUGAUGCUGCUGCUCUCCAAACUGAAAGCAGAUCAGGUGAAGUUUACCGACUACAGAUACAGUCUGGCCCGGGCGACUCUGGUCCUGAUUCCUCUGCUGGGGAUCCAUGAAAUCGUCUUCACCGUGCUGAUCGAUGAAUAUGUGGAGGGCAGCAGCCGCUACGCCCGAAACUUCAUCAACCUCACCCUCAGCUCCUUUCAGGGCUUCUUGGUUGCUGUGCUCUACUGUUUUGCCAACGGAGAGGUCCAGGCUGAGCUGAAGAAGCGCUGGCAGCUCUUCCUGUUUACAAACCACUUCCAGGUGAGGAGCUGCUUCCACAACGUUCCCCUCAAACAGCUGUGGAAGCGCACCCGAACGCACCACACGCACUGCUCCUACGACGACGGCGGCACCUCCACCACGCACCCACACCUGCUGCAGGUGGCGGUCCAUGGAGGAGGAGGGGGGUUGGGAGUAGGAGAGGUCAAAGGUCAUGGGCUGAAGGGCUGUGAGACAACAGGAGUGGACUUUAAGACCAGGAAGAGUCUGUCGAGCAGCGACGGUGAGAUGACGCUCGGAGAGACCAUGGAGGAGAUCCUGGAGGAAAGCCAGUUCUGAUCAUUUCAAUACUUUUAAAAUCGUGUUGUACUCCAUCCUUCCAGCUGCAUCAGCCCCCGAGAAAAGGUGGUUAGUAUGGGGACCAGGUGUCACAAAUACAGAGGUGUCAUGACGUGUUUCCUGCAGUGAGUCAGAGCUCUGACAUGUUCUCACCGUGUCUCUGAAGGACGUUUCUGUGUCGGCUGUUUGUGAGAACAGAGAAGUGAAGCUCAGCUCACAUUUGGAGAAACUGAAAUCAUUCCAACUUAAAAUCAAAGAACGACAGAAAAUAAUAAACAUUCACUUUGUUCCAACGUGUAAAUCUGCUGCUUGUCGUACGUCGACCAUGUUGGCUGCUUCUCUUUCAUCAACAUGGCUCCAAGCCUCCCUCGCUUCUCACAGACAUUGCACAAGUUCACUAAGCCCAAGACGAUGCCCCCUCCCCCAGUGGUCAGCCCAUGUACACAGUCUGGUAGAGCAGGUGGCAUGUAUGCAUAUAGAAAAUCCGCCAAGAAACAGAAAGAAGAAAAAGCAACGACACGAGGGCUGAGUCCAUCCUGCUAACCCACAUCGACCCUCCACAUCCACCGUGCAGCUCAGAGGAUGAAACGGGCCUGUGCUGCGCGGAUAUGACGGUUUUUGAAGCGACAGGAGUCGUUUUGAAUGACGUCAUAUAGCGAUCAUCUUCCUGGUUUGAGCACAGUUACCUUCACAUCUCCCGCAGACCGUACUCGAGUACACAUGAAAAGUGACUGAGAUCACUUCUUCAAACAGACUCUGGUACGGUACCUGAGUGCGGUACGUUUGUGUUCAAUCUGAUCAAAUGAACCAGACUUUGGGAUUAGAAGUACUCGAGGCUAAGACCAGGUUCCCUAAAGUGAAACCACCAUAAAGUGUACUUUGUCAGAAAAGAUCAUCUUGGAUCAAACUGCCCCUGAAGCUAAAUGACAGUUUACGUCAUUUAGAUAAAAAGGACGGGGUUUGUUAUGAUACGCUACCCGACUAAACUCUACAAUACGUAACGAUGAUAAAGUUCUACUAUUCAAAAGAGUAGAUGUUGUGUUUCUGCAGAACCCAAACCUGGAUGACUCGGGACACAACACUACAAGGGGUCAAAGUCAGACUGGGCCCCUGGUUUCUGAAGGUGGCGGUGGGAACAUUUGGCGGUUGGAGUAUUAUUCUCCAAUUUCUCAAAGAUGGGCCAAGAUGUACAGUUUCCUUCAUUAGCUUGAUGCUAACACAUAAUGACAGUUGCCAUUGACAGGCUAACGUAAUGAUAUGCCGCUCCCUUAAAGGGAUACUUCACCCGUUGAAACAUGAAUCUGUAUUGACAUUGGGUCAUGUGUAGUAGAAAUGUGAAAUAAA